UCCCCCAAGUAGUACCGCGCCGCUCCGCCCUGGAGUGACGCCCUCCGCCCAUGGGCCUGGCCGAGGGCAACUGGCGGGCGGCGCGGAGGAGGCGGCGGCAGCAGGUGGCGUGGAGCAGGGCCGGAGCCGGGCCGGGCCAUGGCCGCCUCCGAGCGGCUCUACGAGUUGUGGCUGCUCUACUACGCGCAGAAGGACCUGGGCUACCUGCAGCAGUGGCUGAAGGCCUUUGUGGGUGCCUUCGAGAAGAGCAUCUCACUAUCCUCUCUGGAGCCACGCAGGCCGGAGGAGGCAGGUGCGGAGGUGCCGCUGCUACCCCUGGAUGCGCUGCUUGUGCUGGCCAAGCAGCUGGACGAGGGAGACCUGGAGCAAGCCCUGCUGCUGCUCAAGCUCUUCAUCAUUCUCUGCAGGAACCCAGAGAAUGUAGAGGCAGGCUGGGGCCAGGUGCUGGUGCCCCGAGUGCUGGCAUUGCUGACCCGGUUGGUGGCUGAGCUGAAAGGACCCCCACCACUGCAGGAGGGCUGUGGGCCCCAGCUGGAAAACAUAGCCCUGCAUGCCUUGCUUCUCUGUGAAGGCCUCUUUGACCCCUAUCAAACCUGGCGACGCCAGCACAGUGGGGAAGUCAUCAGCUCCAAGGAGAAGAGCAAAUACAAGUUCCCUCCUGCUACUUUGCCCUGUGAAUUCAGCACCUUCUUCCGAGAGAGCCUGCAGGAUGCAGAUCACUUGCCUUCCACGCUGCUACUGCGUCUCAUUCACCUCUUUGGUGCUGUCCUUGCGGGAGGGAAGGAGAACGGGCAGAAGGCUGUGAGCGCUGGCUCUGUGCAGGGCCUGCUGGGUGUGGUACGGGGCUGGGGCCACCGGCCAGCCCAGGACCCCCGCCUAGUGCCGCUAGCACUGGAGGCGCUGGUGGGUGCGGUACAUGUCCUGCACACCAGCCGCACACCUCCCCGGGGGCCAGAGCUCCGAGCCCUACUUGAAGGCUACUUCCGUGUCCUUAAUACUGACUGGCCGGCUGGGCCAAGUCCAGGCCCCGAAGAGGCUCUUGUCACCCUGCGGGUCAGCAUGCUUGACGCCAUCCCCACGAUGCUGACAUGCGAGGACCGUCCAGUGCUGCAGGCCACCUUCCUCAGCAACAAUUGCUUUGAACACCUUAUUCGUCUCAUCCAGAACAGCAAGCUGUACCUGCAGGCCCGGGCGCCCCCUGAGGGGGACAGUGACCUGGCUACCCGGUUACUGACUGAGCCCGAUGUCCAGAAGGUACUGGACCAGGGCACAGAUGCCAUUGCAGUCCAUGUAAUCAGAGUGCUGACCUGCAUCAUGAGUGGCUCCCCCUCAGCCAAGGAGGUGUUUAAGGAGCGCAUAGGCUACCCUCACCUGCACGAGGUUCUGCAGAGCCACGGUCCCCCCACCCAUCGGCUGUUACAAGAACUACUCAACAUGGCUGUGGAGGGCGACCACAGCACCCGUCCGCCGCCUCCAAUCCGCAACGAGCAGCCAGUCCUGGUGCUGGUGCGGUGGCUGCCAGCACUGCCCACCGCUGAGCUGCGGCUCUUCCUAGCACAGCGCCUCUGGUGGCUCUGUGACAGCUGCCCUGCCAGCCGUGCCACGUGUGUGCAGGCCGGUCUGGUUGGCUGCCUGUUGGAGACACUCAGCAUGGGGGUAGCCCUGGGAGCCCGCUGCCAGGAGCAGCUGCUGGCGCUGCUGCAAGCAUUGGGCCACGUGUCGCUAAGGCCCUUGGAGCUGCGGCACUUGCUUCGCCCCCCGCCAGGGCUGGACCCGGGGCCGGGCGGAGACGAGGCUGGGAACGCCCGACACGCAGGUGCCAUCAUUCGCGCGCUCUCAGGCAUGGCCCGGCACCGGGGCCCGGCACGAGCCCUACGGUACUUUGACCUCACGCCCAGCAUGGCGGGUAUCAUGGUACCCCCUGUGCAGCGAUGGCCUGGACCUGGCUUCACCUUCCACGCCUGGCUCUGUCUGCACUCCACGGCUGCAGCACCUGCGCCAGCUCCCACCCGGCCGCUUCAGCGAAAGCAACUGUACAGCUUCUUCACCAGCAGUGGCUCAGGGUUUGAAGCCUUCUUCACGGCGGCUGGGACCCUGGUGGUGGCCGUGUGCACCCGGAAGGAGUACUUGACCAUGAGCUUGCCUGAAGUGUCCUUUGCCGACUCUGCCUGGCACUGUGUGGCCAUCGUCCAUGUGCCUGGGCGCCGGCCCUUCAGCCAGAACCUGGUCCAUGUCUACAAAGACGGCCAUCUGGUCAAGACAGCACCCCUUCGCUGCCCCUCCCUCAGUGAGGAACUGGAUGCAGGUGGAAGGAACCCCAGGCUCUGCUGUGACCUGACCAGUCCCCCAACCCUGGCCCCGCAGCCUUUCUCCUCCUGCUGUAUCGGCUCUGCUGGGCACCGCACAACGACCACCACCACGGGGCUGCCUGCGCCACCAGUCCCUGCUGCCCUGGCUCACACUCACCCCUCCCUCACCCGCUCCCAGUCAGUCCCGGCCACCACAGGGCUUGGCUGGGGGUCCGGGCUGGUGGCCCCCCUGCAGGAGGGCAGCGUCAGCUCCACCCUUGCAGGCACACAGGACACUCGGUGGGGCAGCCCUACAUCCCUGGAGGGCGAGCUGGGGGCCGUGGCCAUCUUCCAUGAAGCCCUGCAGGUGGCAGCCCUGCGGGCCCUGUGCACCCUGGGGCCCAAUGAGACAGCACCCUUCAAGCCCGACGGUGAACUGCAUGAGCUUGGCACCAAGCUGCUCCUCCAUUAUUCACCUCAGGCCUGUAAGAACAACAUCUGCCUGGACCUGUCCCCUGGUCACGGGCUAGAUGGCCGCCUGACGGGCCACAGGGUAGAGACCUGGGACGUGAAGGAUGUGGUGAAUUGUGUGGGAGGCAUGGGUGCCCUGCUGCCCCUGCUGGAGCGAGUGGCUGCACAGCCCCAGGAGGCUGAGGCUGGUCCCGCAGAAACACACGACCUUGUGGGGCCCGAACUGACCUCCAGCCACAACACCCAGGGCCUGCUCCUCCCGCUGGGCAAGUCCUCAGAGGAGCGGAUGGAGAGAAAUGCAGUGGCUGCCUUUCUGCUGAUGCUGCGGAACUUCCUGCAGGGCCAUGCUGUGAACCAGGAGAGCCUGGUGCAGUGCCAGGGGCCUGCUAUCAUUGGAGCCCUCCUGCGCAAGGUCCCCAGCUGGGCCAUGGACAUGAAUGUGCUCAUGUCCGCCCAGCUGCUGAUGGAGCAGGUGGCAGCCGAGGGCAGUGGGCCCCUCCUGUACUUGCUCUACCAGCAUUUGCUCUUCAACUUUCACCUCUGGACCCUCAGCGACUUUGCUGUGCGCCUAGGCCACAUCCAGUACGUCUCUAGCAUAGUCCGUGAGCACAGACAGAAGCUGCGGAAGAAGUAUGGGGUCCAGUUCAUCCUCGAUGCCCUGCGCACCCACUACAGCCCACAGCGGGAGCGCCCCCUAGCGGCUGACGACCUGCGCACGGUGCAGACUUCACUCCUGGGCCUGGCGCGGGAGUUCCUAGUGCGGAGCUCCUCCGCUGAUGACCUGCAGGUGGUGCUGAACUUUCUGGCGGCUGCGGGUGACGAUGGCCAGGUGGUGGGUGCGCUGGACCUGCUGCUGGCCCUGCUGCAGGGCUCACCAGCACAGGAGUCUUUGGCUGUCUUUCUGCUGGAGCCAGGGAACCUUGAGGUGCUGCUGGCAUUGCUGGUGCGGCCAAGGUCCAUGCCCCUGCUGCCCGACCGAGUCUGCAAGAUCCUGCGCAGACUGCAGCAGAAUGAGCGCUUACCUGAGCGCAGCCGCCAGCGGCUUCGGCUACGAGAUUAUGGUCUCCAGGGUCUUGUCGCCUGCCUGCCCGAGGGGGCCGUUUCCCUGCAGCUCUGUCAGGGGCUCUACAGGCUGUUCCUGGGGGCAGAUUGCCUGAACCUCUCAGAUCUGUUGGCUGUGGUGCAGCUGUCCCUCCAGGCAGACCUCAGCGUCCGCCUGGACAUUUGUCGCCAGCUCUUCCACCUCAUCUAUGGACAGCCAGACAUAGUGCGGCUGCUGGCCCGACAGGCUGGCUGGCAAGACGUGCUAACCCGGCUGUUUGUCCUGGAAGCUGUCACAGCCAGCAGUCCCCUGCCCUUUUCUCCUGAGCCACCCACCUCCCCGGAGCCAGCCUUACACAAGCCACCCACUGAGUCACCUGAGCCUUCGGACGUCUUCCUGCCCUCAGAGGUCCCCUGCCCUGACCCUGAUGCCUUUUACCAUGCUCUCUCCCCAUUCUGCACACCCUUUGAGCUGGGCCUGGAACGGGCCAGUGUGGGCUCAGGCAACACUGCUGGUGGUGGCAGCGGCAGCGGCAGUGGGACUCUGACGCCAGCCAGCCAGCCUGGCACACCUUCCCCCCUGGAUGGGCCCCGGCCCUUCCCUGCCGCCCAUGGUCACCACAGUUCCAGUCUCUCCAAUGUGCUGGAGGAUGGCAGCCUGCCAGAGCCCACCAUCAGUGGGGAUGACACCUCUAAUACCAGUAACCCUCAGCAAACUUGUGAGGAGGAGCUUUGCAACCUACUCACCAACGUGCUGUUCUCGGUGACUUGGCGGGGCGUGGAUGGCAGUGAUGAGGCUGCCUGGCGGGAGCGCGGCCAGGUCUUCUCUGUGCUCACUCAGCUGGGGGCCUCAGCCACGCUUGUGCGCCCACCAGACUGCAUCAAGCGUAGCCUCCUGGAGAUGAUGCUGGAAUCAGCCCUGACUGACAUCAGAGAGGCCUCCCUUGGGGUCCUGGCUAGCCUCACCCAGCAUGCACUUUGGCUGCUGCGCCUGCUGCAGGACUUUCUGUGCGCGGAGGGCCACGGUAACCAGGAGCUGUGGAGUGAGAAGCUCUUUGAAGGUGUGUGCAGCCUGCUUGAUCGCCUGGGAGCUUGGCCACACCUGGCCAAUGGCACCGCGGAUCUCCGAGAGAUGGCACAGAUUGGCCUGCGCCUCGUGCUUGGCUACAUCCUGCUGGAGGACCCACAGCUGCACGCCCAGGCCUAUGUGAAACUGCACGCGCUGCUGCAGACCGCAGUGCCCAUGCGCCGGGAGGAGGCCUGCUAUGUGCUCUCCAAGCUGGAGGCGGCUCUGGCACGGGCGCUUAACACCCCACCCUCAGGGACUCCCCCUGGGGACCAGGAGCGCCCCGCUGCAGUCGCCGCUGCGGAGCGAUGCUCAUGGCUGGUGCCGCUGGUGCGCACGCUGCUGGACCGUGCCUACGGGCCCUUGGGGCUUCAGUGGGGGCUGCCUUCCCUGCCGCCCACCAACGGCAGCCCUACCUUCUUCGAGGACUUCCAGGCCUUUUGUGCCACCCCCGAAUGGCGUCAUUUCAUCGACAAGCAGGUGCAGCCCACCAUGUCGCAGUUCGAAAUGGACACCUAUGCUAAGAGCCAUGACCUCAUGUCGGGCUUCUGGAACACCUGCUACGACAUGCUCAUGAGCAGUGGGCAGCGGCGCCAGCGGGAACGGGCGCACAGCCGUCGGGCCUUCCAGGAGCUGGUGCUGGAACCUGCGCAGCGGCGGGCGCGCCUGGAGGGGCUGCGCUAUGCAGCGGCGCUAAAACAACAGGCAACGCAGCACUCUACCGCCCUGCUCCACUGGGGGGCGCUGUGGCGUCAGCUCUCUAGCCCCUGCGGGGCCUGGGCCCUGAGGGACCCUCCGGCCCCCCGCUGGAAGCUGUCCAGUGCCGAGACAUAUUCGCGCAUGCGUCUGAAGCUGGUGCCCAACCACAACUUCAACCCUCACCAGGAAGCCAGCGCCUUACGCGACAACCUGGGUGAGGCUCCUCUGACACCCACCGAGGAGGCCUCGCUGCCUCUAGCAGUGACCAAAGAGGCCAAAGUCAGCACCCUACCCGAGGAGCUGCAGGAAGACCAGCUGGGCGAGGAUGAUCUGGCUGCACUGGAGAUGGCGUUGGAGGCAGCAGAACUGGACGAGCAGCAUGAGAAGCUGGUGCUGUCAGCUGAGUGCCAACUGGUCACGGUGGUAGCUGUGGUCCCAGGGCUGCUGGAGGUCACCACACAGCACGUGUAUUUCUAUGAUGGCAGCACUGAGCGUGUCGAAACUGAGGAAGGCAUCGGCCAUGACUUCCGGCGCCCACUGGCCCAGCUGCGCGAGGUCCACCUACGGCGUUUCAACCUGCGCCGCUCAGCACUUGAGCUCUUCUUUAUUGAUCAGGCCAACUACUUCCUCAACUUCCCGUGCAAGGUGGGCGGGGCCGCAGCCUCAUCUCCUUUCCAGGCCCCUAGGCCCCAGCCCUGCCCCAUCCCGCCCCACACCCAGGUACGGAACCAGGUGUACUCGUUGCUCCUGCGCCUACGACCCCCUACCCAAGGCUACCUGAGCAGCCGCUCCCCCCAGGAGAUGCUGCGCGCCUCAGGCCUUACCCAGAAAUGGGUACAGCGUGAGAUCUCCAACUUCGAGUACUUGAUGCAACUCAACACCAUCGCGGGGCGGACCUACAAUGACUUAUCUCAGUACCCUGUGUUCCCCUGGGUCCUACAGGACUACGUGUCCCCAGCCUUGGACCUCAGCAACCCAGCCGUCUUCCGGGACCUGUCCAAACCCAUCGGUGUGGUGAACCCCAAGCAUGCCCAGCUCGUGAGGGAGAAGUAUGAGAGCUUCGAGGACCCAGCAGGCACCAUUGACAAGUUCCACUAUGGCACCCACUAUUCCAACGCGGCAGGCGUGAUGCACUACCUCAUCCGUGUGGAACCCUUCACCUCCCUGCACGUCCAGCUGCAGAGUGGCCGCUUUGACUGCUCUGACCGGCAGUUCCACUCGGUGGCGGCAGCCUGGCAGGCCCGCCUGGAGAGUCCAGCCGAUGUGAAGGAGCUCAUCCCAGAGUUUUUCUACUUUCCGGACUUCCUAGAGAACCAGAACGGCUUUGACCUGGGCUGCCUCCAGCUGACCAACGAGAAGGUGGGAGACGUGGUGCUGCCCCCGUGGGCCAGCUCUCCUGAAGACUUCAUCCAGCAGCACCGCCGGGCUCUGGAGUCAGAGUAUGUGUCUGCCCACCUGCACCAGUGGAUCGACCUCAUCUUUGGCUACAAACAGCGGGGUCCAGCCGCGGAAGAGGCCCUCAACGUCUUCUAUUACUGCACCUAUGAGGGGGCUGUGGACCUGGACCAAGUGGCAGAUGAGCGGGAACGGAAGGCUCUGGAGGGCAUUAUCAGCAACUUUGGGCAGACUCCCUGUCAGCUGCUGAAGGAGCCACAUCCGGCACGGCUCUCAGCUGAGGAAGCAGCCCAACGCUUUGCACGUCUGGACACUAACUCACCUAGCAUCUUCCAGCACCUAGACCAGCUCAAGGCCUUUUUUGCAGAGGUCAUCAGUGAGGGCGUGCCCCUCGUACUGGCUCUGGUUCCCCACCGGCAGCCCCACUCCUUCAUCACCCAGGGCUCCCCAGACCUGUUGGUCACUGUGAGUGCCAGUGGGCUGCUGGGCACCCACAGCUGGCUGCCCUAUGACCGCAACAUAAGCAACUACUUCAGCUUCAGCAAAGACCCCACCAUGGGCAAUCCCAAGACGCAGCGACUGCUGAGCGGCCCGUGGGUGCCAGGCAGUGGCGUAAGUGGGCAAGCUCUGGCGGUGGCCCCCGACGGGAAGCUGCUGUUCAGUGGUGGCCAUUGGGACUGCAGCCUGCGAGUGACUGCGCUACCCCGGGGCAAGCUGCUGAACCAGCUCAGCCGCCACCUUGAUGUAGUAACCUGCCUUGCACUGGACUCCUGUGGCAUCUACCUCAUCUCAGGCUCCCGGGACACCACGUGCAUGGUGUGGCGGCUCCUGCAACAGGGUGGUCUCUCAGUGGGGCUGGCAUCAAAGCCUGUGCAGAUCCUAUAUGGGCACGAAGCUGCAGUGAGCUGUGUGGCCAUCAGCACUGAACUCGACAUGGCGGUCUCUGGAUCUGAGGAUGGAACUGUGAUCAUCCAUACUGUACGCCGUGGCCAGUUUGUAGCAGCACUAAGGCCCCCUGGGGCCACAUUGCCUGGACCUGUGUCCUACCUGGCGCUGGGGUCAGAGGGCCAGAUUGUGGUGCAGAGCUCAGCGCGGGAGCGUCUGGGGGCUCAGGUCACCUACUCCUUGCACCUGUACUCGGUGAAUGGGAGGCUGAGAGCUUCACUGCCCCUGGUGGAGCAGCCCACAGCCCUUGCGGUGACGGAGGACUUUGUUCUGCUGGGCACGGCCCAGUGUGCCCUACACAUCUUCCACUUGAACAAACUGCUGCCAGCCACGCCUCCCCUGCCCAUGAAGGUGCCCAUCCGCAGCGUUGCUGUGACCAAGGAGCACAGCCAUGUGCUCGUGGGCUUGGAGGACGGCAAGCUUAUCGUGGUGGGCGCAGGGCAGCCCUCUGAGGUGCGCAGUAGCCAGUUCGCGCGGAAGCUGUGGCGGUCCUCGAGGCGCAUCUCCCAGGUGUCCUCCGGGGAGACAGAGUACAACCCUGGAGAGGCCCGCUGACAGCCCUGCGCCCCACUGCGCAGCUCCGCCCCCAGCAGUUUCCGCCUCCGAGGCCCCACCCAGGAGUCCACAGGAGGAGGCGACACCCAGCCUCAGGGGGUGGGCAGGGCCCCCACCUCCGCCCAGCUCAGGGAUUGGCGGGCGGUGUCACUCCAGGAAGUCCGGCCCCUCGCCGGCAGAGGGGCCGCCCAGAGUCCUAGCACUGGCCUCAGUGGCCGCAAGCAUUUUUGCACAAUCUGAGGAGGGGGAUCCAGGCUCCCAGGGCCCCGUCCCGCCGUAGCACAGGGGCCGGGCUGUGGCCUUAAUCCUAAGGGCGCACCCCCCACCCCCGUUCUCCCAUCUCAGCAAUAAACCUGGACUAGUUUUGUA
Molecule: messenger RNA, 8829 nt
Organism: Camelus dromedarius (Arabian camel)
Lineage: Eukaryota; Metazoa; Chordata; Mammalia; Artiodactyla; Camelidae
Gene: NBEAL2
Product: neurobeachin like 2
Exons: 54
Coding region: 139-8460 (2773 amino acids)
Biological process (GO): intracellular protein localization
Cellular component (GO): cytosol; membrane
Molecular function (GO): protein kinase binding
Source: RefSeq, a predicted model, not a curated record